CAAAGCGUCAGUUGAACGGUGGACGGCAAACUAAACGCUUUAAUUUGUUCGUAUCUCCGUUUUAUUUAUACUCUAUUACAUUUUACUAAAUUUAUAAAAACUAAACUAUACUAUAAUAUUUUUCCCAGCGUUUAAUUAUACGUUUUUAUAUUUUAUUUAUCAAACGUCAAAAAGUAACCAGCAAAUGUCAAGCUGACAUUUAAAAAAAAAAUAAAUCAAUUUAGAGCGCGAUUUAAAUCACAUUUGAAUUUUAUUAAAUUAGUAUUCAGUUAUAUUAAUAUAUUUAAUAUUAAAUAUAUUAGUGUUGAUACAUUAAGUUACUAAAUACAACGAGGGAUAUUUUAAAUCGUUAUAAACAAAUGCUCUAAAGAUGCCAUCGCUCCUAGAGGCUCUGGAGUUGAAGUACGGGAGCACAGCUGGAGAUUGCUCUGAAUGUAGCUUGACCGAUGAAGAAACAGAAUUAUCAGGAUCACCAAAAAAUGCAGCUCUAUCUGUCAGUAUAUUUAUUCCAAAAAAAUCACCACGUCACACAGUACCAGCCUUACUAGUAUUACAAGACUGCGAUAUCGAGUGCGCUGGUAAUGACGCUGAAAAAUUACGCAAUAAAUGCAAGAAUGUCGAAGAACUAGAUUUGGCCCAAAACAAAUUAUCACAAUGGGAUGAAGUGUUUGGUAUACUAGAGCACAUGCCAAAAAUAAAAUUUGUUAACUUGAGUUUUAAUAGUUUAGCCGAGGCAUUGGAAGUUAAACACGGCAAAUAUGAAUCAUUGCGUAAUCUUGUACUGAAUGGCACAAGAAUUUCAUGGGCAACUGUUCAAGAUUUAGUUAGACUGCUUCUUAAUUUGGAAGAAUUACAUUUAUCAUUAAAUGAAUUUAAGACUGUCGACUUGGAUCAUCGUAAGCCUGAAAAUAUAAAUAAGUCAUUGAAAAAAUUACAUUUUACAGGCAAUCCUGUUGAAAGUUGGUCGGAAAUUUGUAAACUUGGUUACUCAUUCCCAAAUCUUGAAAGUCUUGUUCUUGCUGAGUGUCCUCUGAGAUCACUGGCACUCGCCGAAGAAAAUCGUAAUUAUGAUGAAAGAAAUUCAUCGUCUCAAGCAAUACCAGCAUUUUCUGAACAGACUAAAGAAGACGAGAACGAAAAUUUACCCGCAGGUUUUAUGAUGGAAGAAGAAACGGAGCCUAAAGAAAAUGGCGACAGAUUGAAAACACCCGAAAAAAUAUUCGGUCAAGAAAAUUGCACUUCGUACAACAGAAGUGAGAGUGAGUGUGAGAGUGGAAACAAAAUUCCAUCAUCACAUGAUCCAUUUAGGAUGUUGAGAUUCCUCAAUGUCAAUGGCACAUUACUGUCAACUUGGGAUGACGUUGAGCGACUCGCAAGAUUUCCCGCUCUGAAAUCUCUUAGAAUGCAAGGCUGCCCGCUUUUUGAGAGUCCUCGAGAGUACACAGAGCACGAGAGAAGACAACUGCUGAUAGCACGACUUCCAAAUGUAGAAACACUUAAUGGCGGCGGGGUUAUUUCUUCGCAGGAACGCGAGGACGCCGAGCGAGCAUUUAUUCGGUACUACAUGGACAAACCGGAAGCAGAUAGACCUGAAAGGUAUGCUGAGUUGGUCGGCAUUCAUGGGAAAUUGGAUCCGCUGGUUAAUGUUGACCUCACACCAGAAAAACGUGUAAAAGUCAAGUUUACCUACGGCGAUCUCGUUGAAGUUCGGUGUGUUGAUGUUUACAGAACUGUCUUUGAAUUAAAGACUAAAUUGGAGUCAAUGGUUAAAAUUCCUGCCAAUAGAAUGAGACUUUUUUAUGUUGAUCAGGUAAUGAAAUUACAAUACGGGCCAGAGGAAAUGCUGUAUCCUAAUAAGCAGCUGUACCGAUACAACAUAAGAAAUGGGGAUGAAAUAAUAAUAGACAGCAAGCUGAACCGCUUUGUGUCUUCAUCUUCGAGCACAUCGUCCAUACGUUCUUAGGAUAAAUAAAGUAAAGAAACUAAACAGCUGGAUAAAGUUAACAAAUAUAAUGUUCUGUCGUAAUGAACAUUAUCUAUCGUCAGCCGGUGUGAUGACGGUCGUACUUGCUGUGAAAAGCAUAGCCGUUGUUUCCUCUUAUGAACUUUAAGGAGCACGGCAGUAAACUGAUGAUGAUGCUGAUGAUGAUAAGAAACGUCAAAGCCAAUAGUUUAGAAUUAUAGAAAUUCUCAAGUGUUACGUUGGCUUUUGUAUUUGUUACUUCGAUAUUAUUGAAAAUCGCAUCAACUCUAUAUAAAUAGAUAUACAUAUAUAUAUAAAUAUAUAAUAUAACUGAUACAAAGUUUAAGUUUCUCAAAAUGUACGAGACAAAAGAUUUUGUCACACUUGUCCUCGAGUUUUAUAAUAAUUUAAAUAUGAGUGUUCUCGGCUGUCAAUAGUCUAUUAUAUUGAUAUUGAUUUAUUAAAAUAUAUAAAACUAUUUUUGUAUUAUAAUUAUAGAAGCCAUUCUACUAGACGCUAUCGAACUAAUUAUAGUCGAGAAUUGUCUGUCAGUUUAUAAACUCGAGGAUUUUUUUGAAAAAAUUUUUUUCUGU
This is a messenger RNA of Microplitis demolitor, 2556 nucleotides long. RefSeq names its product tubulin-specific chaperone cofactor E-like protein (gene mlt). The transcript has 6 exons. Gene Ontology annotation, molecular function: alpha-tubulin binding. The record is from RefSeq and is a predicted model, not a curated record. Bases 371 to 1963 code for a protein of 530 amino acids. NCBI's taxonomy places the organism in Eukaryota, Metazoa, Arthropoda, Insecta, Hymenoptera, Braconidae. Gene Ontology annotation, biological process: protein folding.